AUCUCCUCUCUUGGACUGUAACCCUUCUGCUCUCUCUCUCUCUCUCUCUCUCUCUCUCCCUCUCUCUCCUCUCUCUCCCUCUCUUCUUGCUAGCUGCAGGGAAAUGGCCCUACUCUGGCUGUUUUUGGUGAGGGUUCUGCUGGCAGUGUCGCCCGUUAAGGCGUAUUAUUGGGGUUGGAGCACUGCUCAUGCCACAUUCUAUGGAGGUGGUGAUGCUUCUGGGACAAUGGGAGGGGCAUGUGGGUAUGGGAACCUGUACAGCCAGGGGUACGGGGUGAACACGGCGGCGUUGAGCACAGCAUUGUUCGACAAUGGGUUGAGCUGCGGAGCAUGCUACGAGCUGAGGUGUGUGGACGACCCGCAGUGGUGCCUGCCGGGCUCCAUUGUGGUCACUGCCACUAACUUCUGCCCGCCGGGGGGUUGGUGCGACCCUCCCCUUCCCCACUUCGAUCUCUCCCAGCCCAUCUUCCAGCACAUUGCUCAGUACCGCGCAGGAAUCGUUCCUGUCGCUUACAGAAGGGUAGCCUGCAGGAGAAGGGGAGGGAUCAGGUUCACCAUAAAUGGGCAUUCCUACUUCAACCUAGUCCUUAUCACAAACGUUGGGGGUGCAGGUGAUGUGCAUGCGGUAGCCAUCAAGGGUUCAAGGACCAGAUGGCAGCUGAUGUCAAGGAAUUGGGGUCAAAAUUGGCAGAGCAACAGUUACCUGAAUGGACAGAGCCUCUCUUUCAAAGUCACCACUAGCGAUGGACGCAGUCUCGUUGCUUACAAUGUGGCUCCUGCUGGUUGGUCCUUUGGACAGACCUACACUGGAUGGCAAUUCCGCUAGACCUUCGUUAAUCAACUAAAUUAUAGUAUUAUAAUUCAAAUAUAUAUUAAACAUACUAUCUAGUUAUAUAGUGUGCUAUUGGUAUGAAGCUAAAGUAAUUAAUUUGGGGAAAAAAAAAAAAAGUUAAUUAUGAAUAUUAAUUAAUUAAUUAACGAGUCAAUGAUCAAUCAUCAGCUAAGGUCAAAAUGAAAAGGGUUUACUUAUCCAAGCCAUUACCCUUCUGUUGUAGCUAUAUGUUUGGGGUUUUUUGAUUUUCAUGUUUGGUUAUAAAUGCACGGAAAGAGAAGGGGGGGGGGGGGGGUGGGGAGGGGGAGGAACUAUUUGCUGUAAGUGCAAUCAAUGAUGAAAUAAUAUUCAAUUUACAUGCCUCAA
This is a messenger RNA of Malania oleifera, 1198 nucleotides long. RefSeq names its product expansin-A10-like. The record is from RefSeq and is a predicted model, not a curated record. The transcript has 3 exons. Gene Ontology annotation, cellular component: extracellular region. Bases 104 to 826 code for a protein of 240 amino acids. NCBI's taxonomy places the organism in Eukaryota, Viridiplantae, Streptophyta, Magnoliopsida, Santalales, Ximeniaceae. Gene Ontology annotation, biological process: plant-type cell wall organization.